This is a messenger RNA of Urocitellus parryii (Arctic ground squirrel), 2501 nucleotides long. The record is from RefSeq and is a predicted model, not a curated record. Lineage: Eukaryota; Metazoa; Chordata; Mammalia; Rodentia; Sciuridae.
UGUGCUAGUGGCCACCGCCGCUGCCCAAGCCGGAGACCSAGCUGCCGCCUUAGUUCCCGCGCGUCGCUGCUUCCCAGAGCGGCGGAAUGCUGGGGAAAGGGGUAGUCGGCGGUGGCGGUGGCACCAAAGCGCCAAAGCCCUCCUUCGUGUCGUACGUGCGCCCGGAGGAAAUUCACACAAACGAAAAGGAAGUAACAGAGAAGGAAGUAACUCUUCACUUGUUGCCAGUGUGCAGCCAGAACAAGGUGGUCAUGCUGUGGAAGGCUGCAGUGCCUCUUGUGUCUGAGGAAAUCCUGGAGCUCUCACAGGAAAAGGGAGUGGGACCUGCAUCCAGGCAUGCAAGCGAGCUGCUCCAAUCUCAGGAAACUCAGUUUAAGAAUAAGGUUAUGGGAGAAAAUGACAUUACACUCCACUGUGUUGAUCAGAUUUAUGGAGUGUUUGAUGAGAAAAAAAAAAUUCUCUCUGGACAACUGAAGAAAUACCCUGAGAAACUUAUCAUCCACUGCAAAGACCUCCGAGUGUUUCACUUUUGUCUGAGAUACACAAAAGAAGAGGAAGUCAAAAGGAUUGUCUGUGGCAUAAUUCAUCAUACCCAGACCUCUAUACUUCUUAAGAGAUUAUUUCUGUUUUCCUAUGCAACUGCUGCACAAAACAAUACAGCUACUGAUCCCAAGAACCAGACAGUAAUGUUUGAAACACUUAAGGACUGGUGCUGGGAGUUGGAACGGACAAAAGGCAAUGUGAAGUACAAAGCAGUGAGUGUCAAUGAAGGCUAUAGAAUCUCUGAGAGGUUGCCAGCAUACUUUGUUGUCCCUACCCCUCUUCUUGAAGAGGAUAUGCAACGCUUUCAGGGUCACAACAUACCAAUAUGGUGUUGGUCCUGCCACAAUGGAAGUGCCCUUUUGAAAAUGUCAGCACUGCCCAAAGAACAGGAUGAUGGUGUUUUGCAAAUCCAGAAGAGUGAAAUCCAGACGGCAUACUCUAAAUUUAAACAGCUAUUUCUGAUAGAUAACAGUACUGAAUUUUGGGACACAGACAUAAAAUGGUUUUCGCUCUUGGAAAAUAGCAGCUGGCUUGACAUAAUCAGACGUUGCCUGAAAAAAGCAAUAGAGAUCAUAGAAUGUAUGGAAGCACAAAACAUGAACGUUCUUCUUUUAGAGGAAAAUGCCUCCGACUUCUGCUGCCUCCUUUCCUCUCUGGUGCAAGUGAUGAUGGACCCCCACUGCCGAACCAAGAUUGGUUUCCAGAGCCUCAUCCAAAAGGAGUGGGUCAUGGGUGGCCACUGUUUCUUGGAUCGCUGCAACCAUCUCCGCCAGAGUGACAAAGAGGAGGUUCCUGUGUUCCUGCUUUUCUUAGAUUGUGUCUGGCAGCUGGUGCACCAGCAUUCCCCAGCAUUUGAAUUCACAGAGACUUACCUGACGGUGUUGUCAGAUAGCCUSUACAUACCUAUUUUUAGCACCUUCUUCUUCAAUUCACCUCAUCAAAAAGAUACUAACAUGGGUAGAGAAAGCCCAGAUACACAAAGCAAGCCUUUGAAUCUGCUCACCGUGUGGGAUUGGUCUGUACAGUUUGAACCCAAAGCCCAGAUGUUGCUCAAAAACCCUCUYUAUGUGGAAAAGUCAAAACUGGACAAAGGCCAACGGAAAGGAAUGCGUUUUAAACACCAACGACAACUUUCUUURCCACUCACCCAAUCRAAGUCAUCUCCCAAAAGAGGAUUUUUCAGGGAAGAGACAGAUCAUUUAAUUAAAAACCUUCUGGGCAAGAGAAUUAGUAAACUUAUUAAUUCUUCUGAUGAGCUGCAAGACAACUUUCGAGAGUUUUAUGACAGCUGGCAUAGCAAGCCUACUGACGAUUCAGAACUCCCUGCCGAUUGUCCAGCUCUGUGGGUGGAUGAGAGGAAGGGUCUGCUACAGCUGUGCUGUAAGAAGCUGCAGAUGUACUCUUUGCCCAUCCAUAGCAUCAAGAGGAUCUUGGAGAGGUUGGAUCUGGACUUUAUCCAGCAAGUGCAAGUGCAGUGUUCCUGGAGACUGUCCAUUUGGUCUACUUUUGCUACCUAUGGGGGCCAGAUGAGCAACCUGAGGAAGCUCUUUUUCUCCCACGUCUGUGUGUCUGCCUAUGCUUCCCAGGAGGAGAAAGACCAGUUGAUAGAUGAUAUUACCUCACAGUUUGCCAAGAUGGACAGCCUCCAGAGUCUGUACCUGGAUGGGGUCUUCCUCCUAGAUGGCCAUCUGUGCCAGGUGCUCAGGCUCCUGAAGACCCCCCUGGAGACYCUCUCAAUAACCAACUGCAAGCUCUCAGAUCCAGACUGGAAUGAUCUGUCUGGAUCUCCAAACCUCCAACAGCUAAUACACCUCACAUUKUGGGGCAGCAAAUUGAUGAGUUUCAGUCCUGARCCCCUCAUAAUUCUGCUAGAGAAUGCUGCAGCCACCCUUGAGACCCUAAACUUGCAGGACUUGGGAUCACCAACUCCCAGCUCCAGGCCAUCCUACCUGUCCUGA